AUGAAUCGAUUUUUGGAAGGCGAAAUCGGCAGCAAAAAGCUACCACCCAUCGGUGCAUAUUGGCAGCAUUCUCUACUUCCAAUUGAACAAGCUUUGGAACCAGUCAAGGCUAAUAUUGAUGGAUUGGACCGCUCUAUCAAAGAAGCCAAAAGACAUUGCUGUUACCCAUCACCACAUCAACUUACCAAAGACGAAUCUGCUGCUAUAUAUCUCUAUACUAUGGAAGGCGGAGACAACAGCUUCUAUCGCAUUUUAAACGAAGCUCUUCGCUCCGAAAACCGACGNUCAACAUAG
This is a messenger RNA of Adineta ricciae, 294 nucleotides long. The record is from the annotation of a GenBank genome assembly. Lineage: Eukaryota; Metazoa; Rotifera; Eurotatoria; Adinetida; Adinetidae.